Molecule: messenger RNA, 552 nt
Organism: Neocloeon triangulifer
Lineage: Eukaryota; Metazoa; Arthropoda; Insecta; Ephemeroptera; Baetidae
Product: cuticle protein 7-like
Exons: 3
Coding region: 25-552 (175 amino acids)
Cellular component (GO): extracellular matrix
Source: RefSeq, a predicted model, not a curated record
UUGUUCAUAUUAUCUAUUUUAUUCAUGGAGCUUUCCUUAAGGGUUUUCCUUUCCGCUCUACUUGUCGCAUCAACUCACGGACAAAAUCACCAGACAGCGUCCAAACAAAAAUCCCACUUCUACAAUAGUGAUGCUCCACAUGGAGUGUCCAGACAGUACGCGCAUUUUGCAGGGCCAGUUUCAGGCGCCGAGUACCAAAUUGUUGUUCCUGCACACUUAGCAGGAGCUUCCGCAAAAACUUCAUAUGAUUUUGUCGCCAAGCCAGACUACAAGUUUGGCUACGGAGUGGAGGACUCAAAAACUGGCAACAAACAGACACACCACGAGUCACGCGACGGCGACAUGGUGAGGGGCGAGUACACCGUCCUCGAGCCAGACGGCUCGAUGCGCAUAGUUCAGUACACGGCCGACCCGCGCAACGGCUUCCAGGCAGUGGUCAAACGGGCGGGUCAAGCACCAGAGGUGCACAGAGCAACGGCGACCGCGGCCCCUAAAGGGCCAAAAGCACACACGUCUAUUGAAAAUUAUGACAACUAUGACGAUUACGAGUAA